AUGAAGCCCAUCCAGGCGCCAUUGGCCGAUCCAGCACUGCUCGACAAAAUCGAUCAAUUAUUCGCCUGCAGUGUCGGAGAGUACAUCAAUCUCCCACAGCUCGUUGUGGUCGGGGAUCAAUCCAGUGGCAAAAGCUCGGUUCUCGAAGGUCUCACCAAAUUGCCGUUUCCCCGGGAUAGCGGUCUCUGCACCAGAUUCGCGACACAGAUCAUCUUUCGUCGAUCGAAAGUGCAAAAAGGUCGCAGAAUUACGGCAUCAAUUAUCCCAGGCCCGAACGCUUCACCAGAGCAGGCCGAGAAGCUACGGGAAUUCAUGAUCACUCAGGAUGGGAAUAUGCCGCCUGAGGAGUUUUCCCGCAACAUGAAGGCUGUACACAGGCUGAUGGGCCUCUCGCCCUCUGACAAUCCCACCCGCUCAACCUUCUCAAACGAUAUCUUUCGCUUGGAAAUAUGUGGACCGUCAGAAGACCACCUGACCGUCAUUGAUGUUCCAGGAAUCUUCAUGAACACAACUCCGGGUAAGACCACUCGCAAAGAUAUGGAGAUGGUCAAAGACAUGGUACAUGGCUAUAUGAAGAACCCCCGAUCCAUCAUGCUCACCGUCGUGCCGGCGAACGUCGAUAUCGCAACACAGCAGAUCAUUGAGAUGGCACGUCAAGUUGAUCCAGACGGAGAUCGAACACUGGGCGUUCUCACAAAGCCGGACUUGGUGGACAGCGGAGCCGAGCAGAAAGUCAUUGAUCUCGUCAAUGGACAAGACAUGAUUCUCAAACAUGGUUGGAUUAUGGUGCGCAAUUUGAGUCAGCGUGAGCUAUUGGACGGCAAUGCCGAUCGAGAUACCCAAGAGAAGGAAUGGGGUUCUAAAGAGCCAUGGGACAAAAUACCCCGUGAUCGAUUCGGCAUCGCAUCGCUGACAGCGAGAUUGAGAGAAGCUGUCACCGAUAAUGCCCGUCGGGCCUUCCCUCUGGUUCGUGCAGAGAUUCUGAAUAAACUUAGAAAGUCCAAAGAUGACCUGCAUCGAAUGGGCGGAGAGAGAGAGACUUCGGAACAGCAGGCAAACUACCUACUCAACAUCAUAUCAAGAUUCCAAGAGAUUGCUAAUCAAGCCCUAAACGCCCACUACGGUGCUGACGAGGUGUUCGAUAAUUACCCGGAGCUCCGCCUUGCCACGCUUGCCACAACUCGGAACACGAACUUUGCCGAAGAAUUAGUACGAUGGGGGCAUGAAUAUCGAUUCAAGGAAGAGACUAAAGAGGCCUUGGACGAGGGAUGUGUCGAAGUCCAAGGGGAGCCUAUCCAGUCACAACAUUCAGUUGAGACAAGAAAGACGUCCAAUGUCCCGGCUUUGACGACCAUGGUCCCGGAGUCUCCUUUGGAAGAAGCGCCCUCCAACAGUGACAUCCACCAAUGGCUCAACCAGGUGUAUAAUGCAUCCCGAGGAUUUGAGAUUGGCACCUUCAACGCGAGGCUUCUAUCAACCAUAAUGAAGAAGCAGUCUCAGAAAUGGAACAACUUUGCUCGAGGAUACGUUGGCGACAUAAUUGUAUAUGUUGACCAAUUCAUACGAAAGGCCCUUGAGCUCGCUUGCAACGAUAAAAGAGUUUUUGAGCAGCUAAUAGCAAUCUCAUUCAACUGUCUGGUGGACAAAUACCAGUCUGCAUUAGAUCAUGUCGAAUUUCUGCUCGAAGUGGAGCGCGAUGGAAUAUUGAUGACAAUGAAUCAAUAUUUUAACGAAUCUCUUCAAAAAAGUCGAGAGGACCAAAUCCAAGCUCUUCUGAAGCCCAAGACAUUUCGUCUCAAUGGCUAUGAAGAGGUUGUCAGAGUGAGCGACGUCCAACUUCGCCACAGCUCUAGCAACACAGAACAAACCAUCAGGGAUAUGCACGACAUUCUCCAGGCGUACUACAACGUGGCAGUCAGACGAUUCAUUGAUAAUGUAUGCAUGCAGGGGGGUAAUCAUUUCUUACUGAACGGACCCGACUCGCCUCUCAAAUUUCUGUCUUCCUCCUUUGUCUCCAGUCUUUCACCGGAAAAGCUGAAGGAAAUCGCCGGAGAGGCGCCGACGACCCAGCGAAAGAGGAUUGGGUUGAAGAAGAUGAUCAAAGAUCUUGAGGCUGGGAAGCGAAUUCUGCUUUAG
Molecule: messenger RNA, 2136 nt
Organism: Aspergillus steynii IBT 23096
Lineage: Eukaryota; Fungi; Ascomycota; Eurotiomycetes; Eurotiales; Aspergillaceae
Product: dynamin family protein
Exons: 4
Coding region: 1-2136 (711 amino acids)
Cellular component (GO): cytoplasm; membrane; microtubule
Molecular function (GO): microtubule binding; GTP binding; GTPase activity
Source: RefSeq, a predicted model, not a curated record